Molecule: messenger RNA, 5610 nt
Organism: Mercenaria mercenaria
Lineage: Eukaryota; Metazoa; Mollusca; Bivalvia; Venerida; Veneridae
Exons: 22
Coding region: 306-5048 (1580 amino acids)
Source: RefSeq, a predicted model, not a curated record
CAUUUAAAUGCUAUAACAAUAAAACGAAUAUUAGUACAAACAGGAAUUUAUUGAUUCAGAAAUUAAACUAAAGGGAACCGACAGACAUCUAGAAUAAACAGCAAAUAGAAUAUAAGUCAGGGAAUCAACAGACAGAUAGAAUAAACAGCAAACAGAAUCGAGUUAGACAAGUGUCGUUUUCAAAAUGGCUGCCGAAGUUAGAUUACCAAGUUUCGUUUUCAAAAAUGGCUGCCGAUGUUAGAUUACGGGUAAAGCACUGAAGAAAAACAUACCGUACUGCAAAUUCACAUACUCAUGAGUGCGUAAUGUCUGAUAUACCUGAAGAAAGGACAUAUUACCUUCGAAUUAUUUUGAUGUGUAUGGACCUCACUAAAGAGACAAUUCUUAAAGUGUUUAGAUAUUUGAUAAAAAGUGAAGAUAUUGCAAACUUUCUAGCAUCAGCGGAUGUAAUAUGCAAACUAAAAGAAUUAUUUAAAAACAAGAUUCUGAACAAGACUGAAUAUAACCUAGUUUGUUCCUACUGUCCAAAUCCAGAAAAGUUUGAUAUUGCACUAUUAAUCAGACUGAUAUUCGGAUUGUUCCAAAAUGCAAUAGCUAGACCUCACCUUGGCUGGACAACAAAGCCUCAUCCUAAAGAUGAAUCUCUUGGUGCUGAUCUCAUUCGAUUGAGAGACGUAAGGAAUAAGCUAAUUGGCCAUAGGGCAGAUGCGAAGCUCUCCAAAGCUGAGUAUGGAAAAAUAAAGGAUAAGGUGCAAGCUAUUUUAGUGAGGGUGAUCGAAAAUAUUGAUCCAAGUUCUAAGGAAGAAGUGGAGAGGAGAAUUGACGAAUACACGAAACUGGUUGUAGAUACAGAGAAUACAAGAGUAAAACUUUACUUGGAUCAACUUCUUGAAUAUCAAAAUGAAGUUCGAAAAAUACAGGAGGAGGUUGAAGAACUGAUCAAGAGAUCGCAAGAAUUUCAAGAGUACUUUGAUCAAACACCAGACCUAUAUGUACGCUAUAUAAAACUUCUAUUCGAUGGUGGACGCCUUGUUUUGUGUGGGAUACUCGAGAGGGAAUUAGACAAGCAUGAUGACUGUCUUGUUACCCUGCUUUUCAACAACCGUGAAGUACUACUUGCAAAUGUUGAUACACAAUACAAAAGUUGCAUCUUCCCAACAGAGCCUAGCAAUGUAGAUUAUACAAGUUGGGAUGUUGGACUCAUUGCAUCGGUGAUUUUGCUCGUAUUUACAGAUAUGAAUAAAGGUGACAUCAGCAAUAUUGAAAUAAUAAAAACAGCAAGACUCUAUUAUGCUGAUCACGCUUUAAGCUCUUUAGACCCAAGUGACUUUAUGUCAGUUUGGACAGAUCUAAUAAGUAGUUUAAAACAUCUUUCAAUGAACAUUUCCGAAGAGAGAAAUCUUGAAGUUGGGAUUCUCAUCAAUCGCUACAAGAAAAAAUCCGAAGGUGGUGAUGCUGAUGAGUAUUUAGAUCAACUCAGGAGAUCUGGCGUGCCCGUGAAGACCCUGAAAGACAAACACAAAGAAACCGUUAAUAGACUGAGGCAGUUACUGACACAGCAAAGCGACAGAGGGAUAAAGUUCAUGAAAGAACACGUUUUAGAACUAAAGAUAUUGACAACCUGUCAAAACGAUGAAACGAAAAAGAAUGCGGAAGACUCCCUUGAAAGAAAUCUCCAAGCCUCAUUUCAUGAGUCAGAUCUUCCAACCAAUCCAAUAAGGACAGAAACCGACAAGCUUGUUGCUAGUAUUAACACACAUCCAGAUGUGAAACCAGCUGGAGUUAAACGAAGCUGCAUACUGUUGUCAUUCAAAAGUUCUUCGCCUUCUGGAUUGAUACACAUUUUAGACUACUGUGCUAGUCAUCACUUCAAAGCGAGACUUCAUAAUAUUUCAGACGAGUUGCAUUAUUUAUUUGAAGAUACUUUUCUUUUGCAAGGACAUGUCACACUUGAAAGUCUUUCCAGACUUACACAAAAUGUCGAUAACACUGAAGAUGAAUCUUACAAAGGACUAAGUAUCCCACUGAAAUGCUCGUCUGUUGAUGGAAUGAGAUAUGUACUAGACACACUGAAAAACGAAAAUACUACAAAUAGGCUAAAUAUCAUUGCCGGAAAGAUAUCAGAGGAGCUAAAGGAAACUGUAUCGAUAUAUAUGACCCCUGAUUUGUUGGAUUUUAGAGAUGUAUUUGACAAAACAGAUUCAAAGGGAUCGGGCUCUGGUGGUACUGAUGGAGACAAGGCGGAGGAUAUACAUUCAAGUGAAAAGGAAUGGGAGAAUCAGAAACUUGAUGCAAACAUGAAAGCGUUGGAACAUUCACCGACUAUUUGUACACAUGAAACAGAAAAAAGUACAUGUGAGCAAGACGAAGAUUCGACCUUUCUACCAGAUUCAGAGGGAUCAGACUCUGGUGGUAUUGGUGCAGAUGAAAAGGACAGGGCCGGGGACAGGGCCGGGGACAGGUACUCAUCUGAAAAAGAACGGGAGAAUCAGAAACUUGAUGCGAAAAGAAAAGCAGCGGAACAUCCAACGGCUAUUUGUACAGAUGAAACAGAAAAAAGUACAUGUGAGCGAGAGGAAGAUUCGACCUUACUACCAGAGGGAUCAGGCUCUGGUUGUAUUUAUGCUGACGAAGCGGAGGACAGACAUUCAACUGAAAAAACAUCGGGGAAUCAGAAACUUGAUGCAAAUAGAAAAUCUGCGGAACAUUCACCGACUAGAUUAAAGGAAAGUACAUCCGACCAUGAGGUAGAUUCGACUUUUCAUCUGGGCAGAAGAAUAUGCAGCGGAAUGCAAACAUUCAUUAACAUAAUUACUGGAACAGGCAGAAGUAUACACAGCUUAACGCUGUCAUUCAUUAGCAGCUGUUUUGGAACAGAGACAGAUUUGGCAGAUUUUGAGGGAUCAGGCUCUGACGAUUAUGUUGUAUAUACAACAGGCAAACAGGAGGACAGAGAUACAUCUGAAAACGAACGGGAGAAUCAGAAACUGAAAACAUAUAGAAGAGCAUCUGAAUAUUCACUGAUUCUUUGGACAGAUGAAACAGAAGGCAGUACACGUUUACAAGCGGAAGAUUCGACCUUACUUCCAGUUUUUACAGAGUACGACCUUAUUCCAUCUGGAUUGGACUAUUUGAAAAAUUACAGAGAGGGAAUACCGGACGCGAUUACUCCGCUGAAAAGAAGGAGAGAAUUGAAAAGGACUGCUGUACAAUACUUUAAGGAAGGUUUACAAGAAUUUGUGCAUGAAAUUUCUAAACAAGAAUUUACCGCAAUGCUUUCAACGAUUCAGAAGAAAUAUUGCACUAGAUGUUCCAUGCGCACAUUGUUACCUACACACACUAGCGUUUCUGGAAUGUGUCCAUUAGGCCAAAAGAACUGCAACUGUAUCAAUAUUUUAGAGGAAAAGCCAUGCCCUUCGCAUUUCUGCGACGCCAUGUAUGAUGAAAUUAUCAAACGGCAUCGUUAUUCAUCGCCAUCUUGGGGUAACACAAACGUAGAUAAAUGGUUUCAGGACUACUGGGAGAUAGCAAAAUGUUUCAUCGGAUACAGUGAUACCUACAUGGGAUACAGAGAUACAUCUGCAGAGACAAGCACUGAAGGUCUCUUAGAUGUAAUUAUCAACAACGUGGAGUUUCAGCAUUCGAUAUGCUGUGAAAUAAACCCUCCGUUUGACAUAUUUUCAAAGACAAGAGCAUUCAUAUCAAGCGUAGACGAUACUGACAUAUACAAACUGAGAACGAACAUAGAAUAUAUGAUAGCCAUUCUGACAGAUUGGAAAUAUAUUUAUCGCAAACCAGCUGCACAGAAAGCUGUGCGGAACCUUCUUAAGCUCAGAAAUUGUGUGUAUGGUGAACAGUCGAAUUUGUUUGAAGACUUAGACUUGGCAUAUCCAAGUGAGCACAAGCGCAUACACUGUUCAGCUAUUGAGACCUUUGACGUUAAAGCUCAUUAUACAAAUACUACACAAACUGCAACCGGACUCGGUGAAAAGCACGAAGAAGAAGAAACAGUGUUGCCAAAAGGCAUACAUGCUGAAGCUUUGAAAUAUCCAUCAUCUGGUUUUCAUAGUCUACGUACUGAACAUUUAGACAUUCCACAAGACACUGAAUCUUUGGAAACAAAGUUAAAUGAGUUAUUUUUGGAAGCAUCAGAUUCAUGCGAAAAGAUGGAAGUUGACAGUUCCGAAAUAUCUGAAAAGGAUCUAUUUUGUCUUCAGGCCAAAAUUGAAUAUCUGUUACAAGAACAGAUGUUUCAAGGAGAGUUCCAAAGACUUGAACAUCUGCGAAAGAGGUAUGAUGCUAUCAAGGACAGUUUUCUUCGAGAACUCCUCAUGAAAGAUUGGCAAUACAUGACAAAGAAACAAGAUUUAAGAAACUACCUUAUCUGCCAGUACAGAAGAAAAGGAAUUAACAGAUACCAUAGAUACCAUCGGAAAUACCUCGGCUUAUUUGGAAUUGACUUGGAGUCUCAGGAAGGAACAUUGAUUGAUUCCUACAGAGAUGUUUUCUAUCGAAAUAACGGAAAAUGCAAGAAUGUCUAUCUCAAGUAUAGAGAAAGGCUUUCUAAAAGCUUUUGUGAGCGUCUUGUUGACGACUGGUGUGACGCUUAUUCAGGAAAACUUACUUUACGUUCGUUCCUGGCACACGACGAAUAUGAUUCAGAUGAUUUAUAUGAUUCAGAUGAUUUAGAUGAUUUCGAUGAUUUCGUGGAAGCUCUUAAAGAGUUUGAAUUUGUUUUCAUGAUAUCACUUAGUGGCACUGAAGCAGAAGUCCAUUUUCAUGAAAUGAUUACAAAACAGCUUCAUCUAGAGGGUGAAUAUUUCUCAGUAUUCGAGCAGGUUCUGUUUCGAGAGUCUGAAAAAUGUCUCAUUAUCCUACAGCAAUCAAAUGACGAAAUUAGAGAAGAAAAAGGUCCGCGUACAGCGAGCAUUAGCAACAAACUAUUGCCUCUACGCCGCCCUAUGCAUGACUACGUAGUUUUAACAACAAUACGGAGUGAGAAGAAUUUAGAACUAGGGAACUCUGAUAGACUAUUAUGUGCCUGGUAAAGCGAGUAAUUUGACACACGUUUUUAUGGUGUUCACGUAAUAUCAGUUUUUGAUAUUAAAGCACAUAGCGGCCUAUUUUUGAGAUAAUAAACACCUUCUGUUAAAUGAGGAACAAUUGACAGUAUACAAGAAGAUUCUAUUUCUAUAUGUUUCGUUAUCCAUUGGUUUAACGAUUAGAGAGUGAAGUACGACAACCUGACGACACAAGCAGGUGCCUUUAAACGUUGCAUAAGUAAUGAUAUAGUUCUCACUACAGUACGUACCGGUGAAAUAAAAAUUGUAAAACGUUGAAAUUCCAUUAACUAUUACAUUCUGUUGCUGUAUUUGAGUGAAUGUGUCCUUUUACAGCGACUUUCACUGACUAAAAAUAGGACGUUAUUGUUUAAAAGCAGUCUGUUGCAGCAUAUUUUCCCUCAUUCAAAUGUAGUUGGGGGAGAUAUUGUUUAGCCAUGUCCGUCCGUCCGUCACACAUUUCUGAUCAAUAAUUGGAGAAUGGUUUGACCUUCAAACUUCCAAGAUUUAUAUGGCUAAUUGAAAACGUCAAGGUCAUAGGAGCUGUUAA